Messenger RNA from Octopus sinensis (East Asian common octopus), 2281 nucleotides. Its product is annotated as zinc finger protein 665-like. Lineage: Eukaryota; Metazoa; Mollusca; Cephalopoda; Octopoda; Octopodidae. Gene Ontology annotation, molecular function: DNA-binding transcription activator activity, RNA polymerase II-specific; RNA polymerase II cis-regulatory region sequence-specific DNA binding. Gene Ontology annotation, cellular component: nucleus. The transcript has 2 exons. Bases 529 to 1773 code for a protein of 414 amino acids. Gene Ontology annotation, biological process: regulation of transcription by RNA polymerase II. The record is from RefSeq and is a predicted model, not a curated record.
AGUCCAACCAAUCAGUAGCGCCAUCUACUGGAGAAGUUACGUACUAUCACAUAAAGGGACGCUACUUCGGUACACUUUAACCUCGGUCCAAUUAAAUUGGCAAUUAGUGCGUCAAUUACCAAGCACUGACUCGCUGUUUAUAUCCGAAUAAGAAUAUCAGAACAUGUUGACGUGAAGGAAAUCUCUCCAUUCAGAAGUGUCUUUGAUAUUCUCAUCACCUAAAGGAAGACAAUAUAUUUAUAAGGAGCAUUCAUGAAUUAGUCUACCUCUGUAUAUAAAUACAGUCUAUAACAAGGAACAGCGGAAUAUUUUUCUUUCUCUGGAAUGUGGAGGAGGUGAUUGCGUUCCUGGUGAAUUAAAGUUGGAUAAAUUUACAAAGGAGUUGACAAUUUCCAUCUGCUGUUUUAGAUAUCGAGUAAGAUCGUGGAUGGAAAGAAAGAUUGCAUCAAGUUAUUCUCUGAAUGAAGUGACACAACGGAACAUAAACAUAUUCAUAGAAAUGAAAAACACAUUAUCUUUGUGAUAUGUAUGAUAAGGAAUUCUCUCAUAAUGAAUAAUUUAAGUAAACCAGAAAUCCCCGACACAGAGGCAAAGGUAUAUAAUUGUAAUAUCUGUGGUAAAUCAUUCUCUCAAAGAAGUGAUUUAUCUGGACACCAAUGUACACAUACUGGAGAGAAGCCAUUUCAUUGUGAUAUCUGUGGUAAAUCAUUCCCUCACAAUAGUAAGUUAACUAGUCACACACAUACACACACAGAAGGGCCACAUCAUUGCAAUAUCUGUGGUAAAACAUUCUUUCGGGCCAGUCACUUAAAAACACACAAACGUAUUCAUACAGGAGAGAAACCAUAUCGUUGUGAUAUUUGCGGUAAAUCAUUCUCUUGUCAUGGUAACUUGACUACUCACUCGCGUAUUCAUUCUGGAGAGAAACCAUAUCACUGCGAUAUCUGUGGUAAAUCGUUCCUUCAAAAUAGUCACUUGGCUAAACACAAGCGUGUUCAUACAGGAGAGAAACCAGAUCACUGUGAGAUCUGUGGUAAAUCAUUUUUUGAAAGGGGCAAUUUAACUAAACACCAGCGCAUUCAUACAGGGGAGAAGCCUUAUAAUUGCGAUAUUUGUGACGAAUCCUUUUACGCCGCUGGUAACAUGAAACAGCAUAAACGUAUCCAUACAGGAGAAAAACCAUAUCAGUGUGAUAUCUGUGGUAAAUCAUUUUCUGCAGCUAGUAAUUUAACUAUUCACAAACGUAUUCAUACAGGAGAGAAACCAUAUCGUUGUAAUAUCUGUGGUGAAUCAUUCUCGCAAACAAGUAUUUUAACGAGACACAAACGUGUUCAUACAGGAGAGAGACCAUAUCACUGUGAUAUCUGUGGUAAAUCAUUCUCUGAAAAUAACGUUUUAACUAAACAUAAGCAUAUUCAUACUGGGGAGAAGACCUAUCACUGUGGUAUCUGUGGUAAAUCAUUCUCUUGUAAUAGCCAGUUGACGAAUCACAAACGUGUUCAUACAGGAGAGAAACCAUAUCACUGUGAUAUCUGUGGUAAAUCAUUCUCUCAAAGCACUCACUUGACUAAUCACAAGCCUACACACACAGGGGAGAAACCAUAUCAUUGUGAUAUCUGUGGUAAAUCAUUCUCUCGUAAUAGUCAAUUGGUUACUCACAAACGCAUUCAUACAGGAGAGAGACCAUAUCAUUGCGAUGUCUGUGGUAAAUCAUUCUCUCAAAGUCAUCACUUGACUAAACACACACAUACACAUACAAGAGAGAAGCCAUAACCUUGCAUUGGCUAUUGUGAUACUUUUUUGUAAAUGGUGUUUUAACUAUACAGGAAAAUGUUCCUACCAGACUAACCCUGUCAUGGUCAUUCUCUGAUAGACCUAACUUAAAUGUCCAUCAAUGAAUUCCUUCAAGAGAGAACCCAUGUCACUGUGACAAAUCAUUCUCUCGAAAAAGCCACAUGCAUACACAUGUGGGUAUUUACGCAGACAUGUAACUGUAUCAAUGUCAAAACUUAUUAAAGCAAUACAAUAAACAACUCUGUUUGGUCUGCUAAAACACAGGCUUUUUCCUUUCGUCAACUCUGACGUUGUCAACUUUGAUGUCGUCAACUUCAAUACUGUCAGUGUCAAUCUCAAAUUUGCCGUCAUCUGUAAAAAUAUUCUUUUCUACUCUAGGUUACAAGGCCCGAAAUUUUGGAGGAGGGGACCAGUCAAUUAGAUUGACCCCCACUACGCAACUGGUACUUAAUUAAUCGACCCCGAAAGGAUGAAAGGCAAAGUCGAC